Populus trichocarpa (black cottonwood) is the source of this 1923-nucleotide messenger RNA. RefSeq names its product transcription factor bHLH111. Bases 233 to 1729 code for a protein of 498 amino acids. The transcript is spliced from 7 exons. Gene Ontology annotation, cellular component: nucleus. The record is from RefSeq and is a predicted model, not a curated record. Gene Ontology annotation, molecular function: protein dimerization activity; RNA polymerase II cis-regulatory region sequence-specific DNA binding; DNA-binding transcription factor activity, RNA polymerase II-specific. Gene Ontology annotation, biological process: regulation of transcription by RNA polymerase II. Lineage: Eukaryota; Viridiplantae; Streptophyta; Magnoliopsida; Malpighiales; Salicaceae.
CCAAACUCUUCCUGGUCCAGCCCUCAAUAUAAUAAUUGCCCACAAACUUAGUGGGAGAAACUCAGGUUGCAUAUUUUAUUGUCUCCUCUAUAAUUGAUGCAUAUAACCUAUAAACGUACGUACGUCACCACCAAUGGAGAUGUGAUUUAUCCUCCUUAAAUUCACACCUCCACCAACAGAAAGAAGAAAAAGAGGAUUCCAAUAUAACAUUUUUGCUACUUUAGAGAUUAAUAUGGCCGAAGAAUGCACUGAUGACUCUGUGGCAAUCUCUUCCUCCACUCCACCAAAUUGGUGGGAUCUUCACCAUGCAGCAUCACUCUCUUCAUGGACUAAUACCAGUCCAUGGCAACAGUCAAACCCUAGUUCUAACUCCACUUGCGAAGAGGAUCUUUCCAUGUCUACAUCCUUUACUAAUGCUUCUAAUCACUCUGGACUGACCGUUGAGUCCGCUCGCCGACUCGUUGAGCCUUCUUCAUCAAGCGAAAUGAUGGGAGAACACGCUUCAGAUCACAGCCAACUUUGGAACCAUAUUCUAUUAGGAGUUGGAAGCAAUGAAGAGUUGGAAAACAGUCAAGACGUUGGAGAAAACUUACUUGACGCUUUGUCAUCCAAGACUACUAGUACUAUGUCAUCUGGGAUAUUUGGACCAGCCUGUGACUACUUCAAGAAAAUGGACAACAAUUGGGAAUUAACGAAUCCUACGUCCUUUAACAACUUCGAAAAGCAAUUAAACGGUUUCAGUGAGAGCUUGAUUGGAAGUGGAAGGUUGAACAAGUUGGUCAGCCACUUGUGUAUUGCUCCACCAAACCCAGAAGUAAAACGGCAAUUAUUCGAUCCACUGACAGGCAACACAUCCCUGAACCCUUCUGUAAAUAAUCACUACUCAAGCCAGCAUCAAACUUACAGCAACUCCACACCAUGUUUAGUGGGAGAAAGCAGAAACUCAGGUUUUCAAUCAUGUUAUAGCCGUGAUCCCAAAGUAGAUAACGAACACCGUACAAGACCUACGGCCCCUUUUAGACGGCCAUUUAAUAGCAAUGGUGUUGGAUACCAUAUUGGCCUUAACAACUCAGUACUGGUAGGAGAUAACAGCAAAUACUACUAUGGCAUGCCUGAUGCUACAAGCAGAAGUGCGAGAAACUUUGCAGAUGUUUUAACGUUUACUAAUCGAUUAAGCAAGCCACUGGUUGAUUUUCAAGUGCCUAAACCUUGCUUUAAAUCGAUCAAUUUAUCUGAUAGUAGAAAGCAAGGAAUCCAAACUUCUUCUCCGAUUGGAAAAGGGCAUGGAACAACGAAUGAAGGAAAGAAAAGACGUGAAGAAACUUCAGAGACGGCUGUAAAGAAAGCUAAGCAUGAGAGCUCUACAGUUUCAACCGUAAAGAUGCAAGCAUCAAAAGUCAAGCUUUCGGAAAGAGUCACGGCCCUUCAGCAAAUUGUCUCGCCGUUUGGAAGGACUGAUACAGCCUCGGUGCUAUACGAAGCAAUUCAAUACAUUAAAUUCUUGCAAGGGCAGGUGCAGCUAUUGAGCAAUCCUUACACGAAGACUACGAAUUCACAAAAUGAUCCUUGGGUAGGCUUGGAUAGAAAAGCUGACAAGGGAGAUGCGAAACUUGAUCUCAAAAGCAGAGGUCUUUGUUUAGUUCCUGUUUCUUCCACCCCUCAAAUUUAUCACGACAACGCAGGAUCUGAUUACUGGACACCAACUUAUAGAGGGUGUCUGUAUAGAUGAAGUAUGUUCAUGCGGUGCUGUUUUGUGUCUCUCAUAAAAUAAAUUCUAGUAUAAGAUCAAGAGACCGAAUAUAUAUAUAUAUAUAUAUAUAUAUGCCACUCAUGGGAACACACACACAUAUAUAUAGCUUCAGAUGCCAUAUUGGUAAAUACAUAACUAAUUUGUGUUUAAUUUCAUGUUUCCCUUCAAUUUUA